AUACCAUCUCCUCUCUCCAAAUCAAACCAAUUCACACAACUCCUCAAAACCUACUCUCAAACCAAAUUUCUCUAAAGCCUUCAAUUCUUGGCUAGCUACUUUCAUCUACUCGUCUACGUACUAACAUCUACUUUUGUUUCUCAUCUAGGAUUUCCUCCAAAACCACUUUCUUCAUCUUCUUGAACUUAAUUUAGUGGUUCUUAGUGUUAUAUAUUUUUAGAUCUUCUUGGUUUAUUUUGUGUAAAAUGGAAGAUAUUGAAGUCCCUUCAUUUUUUCUCUGCCCCAUUUCUCUCCAAAUCAUGAAAGACCCGGUUAUAGUCCCAACUGGGAUAACUUAUGAUCGUGAGAGCAUUGAGAAAUGGCUGUUUUCAAGCAAGAAUGAUACCUGUCCAGUCACAAAACAAGUGAUAUCAGGUUGUGAGGUGACACCAAACCAUACUCUUAGGAGGUUGAUUCAAUCUUGGUGCACCCUCAAUGCUUCAUAUGGUGUUGAAAGAAUCCCAACUCCAAAGCCUCCAAUUAGCAAAGCACAGGUUGCCAAGCUUCUCAAUGAUGCUAAAUCGCCGGAGCAACAGGUUACGUGUCUAAGGAAGCUCCGUUCCUUCGCUAACGAGAAUGAAACAAACAAAAGAUGCAUGGAGGCUGCAGGUGCUGUAGAGUUCUUGGUCUCAAUGCUAAAUAACUUCCAUUCUUUAUCAUUUGAAGUAACUUCAGAUGAUGGGUUUGAGAUCUCAAGACCAAGUGAUGAGGCCUUGAGUAUUCUCUACGGUCUACAAAUAUCAGAAUCUGGCCUAAAGAAUCUUGUUAUGGGAAGAAAUGGUGAAUUCAUUGAGACCUUAACGAAAGUUAUGCAAGGUGGAAACUAUGAGUCUAGAGCUUAUGCGGUCUUCUUGUUGAAAUCGAUGCUUGAAGUUGCUGAUACACUGAAACUCAUCAGUUUGAAACAUGAACUCUUCGACGAAAUAGUCCAAGUUUUACGUGAUCAAAUAUCUCACCAAGCAUCAAAAGCUACAUUGCAACUGCUAAUAAGUCUUUGUCCAUGGGGAAGAAACAGAAUCAAAGCCAUUGAAGCUAAGGCAGUCCCGGUUCUGAUUGAUCUUCUACUUGAUUCACCAGAGAAAAGAACCUGCGAGAUGGUGCUAAUGGUGCUGGACCUGCUAUGCCAGUGUGCAGAAGGAAGAGCUGAAUUGUUAGGGCACGGUGCAGGCCUAGCUAUUGUUUCAAAGAAGAUACUUAGGGUUUCUCAGGUGGCAAGCGAGAGGGCUGUGAGGAUCAUCUUGUCUAUCUCGAAGUACUCAAUAACUACUAGUGUUCUUCAAGAGAUGUUGCAGAUUGGCAUCGUGGCCAAGCUAUGUUUGGUGCUUCAAGUGGAUUGCGGAAUCAAGAUCAAAGACAAGGCAAGAGAGGUGCUUAAAAUGCAAGCUAGAGUUUGGAAGAGUUCUCCUUGCAUACCAGCAAAUCUACUCUCUUCAUAUCCAGAAUGAGAGGAAGUGAAAGAAUCAUGAAUUACCUUUUUUUGGUUACUUUUGUCUUUUCUUGUGCAUACACAAUUCACUGAUGUUAUUAGAAAUAGAUAUACAAACGGCACGAAACUGUGUCGUCCCCUAGUUAGUGCAUGUUUUAUUGCAAAUUGGGUAUUUCCAUUUUGAUGAAAUUAAUGAUUAUAAACAAACUUGAGAUCUCUACAA
Molecule: messenger RNA, 1688 nt
Organism: Populus nigra (black poplar)
Lineage: Eukaryota; Viridiplantae; Streptophyta; Magnoliopsida; Malpighiales; Salicaceae
Product: E3 ubiquitin-protein ligase PUB22-like
Exons: 1
Coding region: 246-1484 (412 amino acids)
Biological process (GO): protein ubiquitination
Molecular function (GO): ubiquitin protein ligase activity
Source: RefSeq, a predicted model, not a curated record